AGAACUUCAAGAAAACGAGAAACAACCAUUCGUCCUGGAUGGCUUAGACCUCCCUCCACUGCUGUCUGGCUGAGACAGUCCCUUGAGAGAGUGAGACGGUGGCGAAACCAUCACAGAAUGAUGGAGACAGGAUAACGAGGGUCAGAGAGUGAGAAGCGUGGAGCCCUGCUCAGAGUCUCAAAAAGAAAAGACAGCUGCCCUGAGACCACCUCCUCUCCCAUCUCCCAGCUCUUCUUUUGCCUUGAUCCAUCCAACAUUUUUCCUUCCUAGGCUAAUGACAGUCAAGCCAAUGUUAUUUUUUGAAAAUUGUGGUCAAGUCUUCCCAUUGAGAGAAUACAAUCUGGGAGAGAAAAUCCUCCUCAACAUCUUCUCAGAGCAGAGUCUGAAGAGAGAGACAGGAGAUGAAGGAAAGUAAUGAACAUGCAAGAACACGGGCUCCUAUAGUCCAAGUCCACAUGAGGGCCCUGAUUCCAUGAGUGUACAUGCAGGGACUGGACUAGAGGCCUCCGCACAGCUCCCGGGACAGAUUCUCCUGACGCGGAGCAGGGGCUUCCAGGCGGGCUGGAGAUGAACAGGUUUCCCCACCCAUCACGGAACCAGCCCUUCUGCACCCAGGCAGCCACCUGGGAACCAAGGACGGUGACAUCCAAAAAGCACAACCCAGCGGCCUCCUCCCUGGGCUUUCUGCUCUCAUCUGGUGUCCAAGUUUCACUUUGGGCUCCUGAGGUCACACUUGUUCCCAGAUCCUCCAACCUGAACUGUGACAGAGUAGUGCCCUCUAGGUGCAAAGAACGGGAACCUACGUGCCCUGGCCUCUCCCUUCCCUCACUCUCCCACACCAGGCUCAAAGAAAAGGCUGCUUAUAGGCUCAUGAUACCAAUUUACUAUUUGGUACUAAAAUUCACUAGAAAAGCCCAUUUACAUCUUGACCUGCAGUUAGGCUGGAAACCAUAGGAGGGAAAGGAAAAUUGAUCAGGUCAUUGAAGGGGGCCUUGGUCUCUGUGUACUAAUUCCAGUGCAUGGUUGGGACUCAAACCUGUUUGUUGAUAAGUACUUUCAUAUCAGUAACGUCUAGUGUGUUGGAUUAGAAUCUCCCAGGUGACUUUUAAAAAAGAACAAAAAAUUGGCUUUUGCCCCUGCAAACUCAGUAGGACUAAGGUAAGCCCUGGGGUAGUUGCAGUUUUUAAAGCCCCACAAGUAAUUCUACUGGGCAGCCAGGUUUGGACCACUGGUGGGGAGGCAACCAGGAGCUGGAUGGAAGGCCUGCUGUCUCUGCAUGCUAUUGGGUGAAUCCCGUCUUUGCUCUCAGUUUUUCCAUAUCUUAAAUGGGAAGAACUAGUCUGAGAUUCUUGCACCUUCCUUUACCCUCUCCAAGUGAGAAACGCUUCUUCUCCUCCCAUUCCUCCCAGAAAUAAAUCUACUUCCCUGGUCUGUACUCUGCCUUUCGAUCCAGCUGCCAAGCACUCAGGGCUCCUCUUGGAGGGAAGCCUUGGGGAAUGGAGUAAGCUGGCACAUAAAUUCUUUUUCCUACAAAGCCCAGCUGAAGCGGCCAAUCCCUCCAGGAACAGAGUGGAUGACUGAAUGGCCGUGGACUCACCCCGGGACACCUGCACUCCCUCCCCACCAGGCCUUGGCAGGUGUUGGGAACAGCUUUCCCUGUCCUGUAUGUGGGCUACCAAGCCCCUCAAUUUUCUCCUUCCCUCAAAGCCUCCCUGGACCACAGCAUCCACCCACCAUGACCUCUUCCUUUUAGGAAUGCCAUUGGCAUGUCUUACAUGCCCCAGUCCUGUGGCUCCACUUACACAGUGCCUUGUGUUGAACAAAGUUUUUCACAGCUCAAUUAUAUUUUAAGCCUCUGGAAGGUAUAUUUGUCCUGCUUUUUAUUAUUUCUAUAACUCCCUCCUUUCCAUCUCUCUUGCACAGAGAAGGUGCUCAGUAGCUGCUGAUGGCCUCACAGUUACUUCCCAUCUCUUCACCAUCCCAACCAGAAGAGGAAAUAUGGGCCACAUGAUCCUGAGUGAUUUGCACUUCAAUUCUGAAAGCUAGCUAUUUCUUCAAUUAGCUAAGAUGUGAUACUAUAUUUAUGAACCAUUCUGUGGCCAUUACUAAAGAAGACUGUUUUAUACAUAUGCAUUUAAAUGUCAUACAUCUUCUAUCCAACCCUGGGGAGACAGGUACCAUGUAUCCUGGAGAGAUACCCUGAGCAAAUGCCUGGGUUUACUGGAGAAAAACCGAGUGCUUUGCCUUACUGCCCCUCACCCUCAUGGCUUUAACUCUAAUGUGCUGUGUGGGUCUGGACAUCUUGCAAAGUGCUUAGGAGGUCUGGAGUCAGAUCUAGAUUCAAAUCCAGCUUCUUCCACAUUAGCUGUCUGUCUUUGGGAAAGUUACUUAAACUGUAUGCACCCGUGUCUUGGUCUAUAUAAAGGAAACACACCACCUCCUCAAAGGGUUAUUCUGAAGAUGAGAUGAGUUUCUACAAGUAAAGCACUUAGAACAGUGAGUGGACUAGUAAGCUUUCUGUAAGUGUUAGCUGUCACUGGGAUUCUUUGGAGAAGCAGGCUCCGGAGUCGGAAGACUUUAUCCUAGCUCUGCCAUUUAAUUGCUUUGUGACUUUGGACAUAUGAAGCCCAAGAUCUCUAUUUCUUCAUGUAUGAUAUUAAUAUACUGAUAAUGCCUGUUGUGCCUAUCUCACAAAGUUACAGUGAGGUUUAAAUGCGUUAAUAGAUGUGAAAAUGCUUUAUAAACUGCACAAAACUGUACGGGUGUAGAGGACUGAAUGUCAUCUUUUUGCCUGCACCUGGGUUUGCACAGGCCUUGCAUUAGAGUUACUUUUUAUCUGCCUCCUCCGUUAGAUUUGAGCUCCUUGAGGCAGGAAUCACAUCCUGCUCUCUCCUACAUCCACCGCGAUUUCUAGCUCGAGGCCUGUACAAGACAUGUCCUCCGUAAUUGGGAAACUGGAAGCACAGCUGCCUGCUGGUGUGUUUCUCUGGUCUGUGCUUCCGCAGCUUGCUCCCCUGUGGGCAGGUGCGAGGACUGCCUUCCCCCAUCAGGUGGAGCUCCCCAGAAGGCACUCCUGUGGGCAGCAUCUACAACAGGCGUCCAGUCCCAGAGCUGGCCACCCACGUGUAGACACUAACUCUGGGGACACCCUGUCUUGGACACUGAUCCCCGAUGCUCCACCAGCAGCCUUCCCAGUCCUCACGAGAUCUCUGACAAGCGCCCCUGCUACUGGAGAGACUGUCAUUACCAGUUCAGUUGCUCCAGACAGUCCACACCAGAGAAACUCAGAAAUGGAGCCUAGGCAUUUUCCGUGACCUCCGGGCCUUGUUUUCUUUCUCCCCAAGACAGCAACUUGGGGUUUUGUGCCCCUGCUCCCAGCUCCCAUAUCUUUCAUGGGGAGUGUCGGGGUGCUGCUUGUCUAUGGUAUCGAGCUUCAGGGUCGCACAGAGCAGGCACUGGGUAGGUCCUUGCUGACUGGGAGCUACAGAACUAAGGAAACCACAAUGAGCAGACCCGACGAUGGGAGAUUAAUUGCCUGGGAGUCAGUCGACUGCAUGGCUGAAGCUGGAUUUUUUGGGAACCGCUGGCUGCCUUCACAUUUCCUGGUGGAAGUGGGACAGGUCAACAGACAACCCAGAGUCACAGAUAACUUUUGCCCACACGUCAUUCACUUUUUGGAGCGUUGGCUUGAAAUUGAGGGGUGUGUGUGUCUGGAACCGACGUGCCUUCCGUGCGCCCGAGAGGUCUCAGAGGUUUUUGCACUUUCUUCAAAUGGGCUGAUUACAACAGAGAGGAUGUGGACAGUACAGUUUUUCCUGUUUGAUGUCACACUGCUACCCUUUAAAAGUCCAGGCGAAAAAGGAGGGAAUCCAGCCUUGGAUCCUCACACCGGCUACUUGCAAGGAAGAGGAGGAGGAAAAGGCCAGCCAGGCCGGCCGCGGGGGGAGUGUCCGGUUUCAGUGUCAGCACCAGCCAUUCAGAGUGCGCGAUGCUGGGGGCCUGCCUCAGGCUCUGGGUCUGUGCCCUGUGCAGUGUCUGCGGCGUGAGCGUCGUCAGAGCCUAUCCCAACGCCUCCCCGCUGCUCGCCUCCAGCUGGGGUGGCCUGAUCCACCUGUACACGGCCACGGCCAGGAACAGCUACCACCUGCAGAUCCACAAGGACGGCCAUGUGGACGGCACACCCCACCAGACCAUCUACAGUGCCUUGAUGAUCAGGUCAGAGGAUGCUGGCUUUGUGGUGAUCACAGGUGUGAUGAGCAGAAGAUACCUCUGCAUGGAUUUCAGAGGCAACAUUUUUGGAUCACAUGUCUUCAGCGCGGAGAGCUGCAGGUUCAGACAGCGGACGCUGGAGAACGGCUUCGACGUGUACCAGUCGCCUCAGCACCACUUCCUGGUCAGCCUGGGCCGCGCCAAGCGGGCCUUCCUGCCGGGCGCGAACCCGCCGCCCUUCUCCCAGUUCCUGCCGCGGCGGAACGAGCUCCCGCUGCUGCUCUUCCACACGGCGCGGCCGCGGCGCCACACGCGCAGCGCCGAGGACGAGGAGCCCGACCCCCUCAGCGUGCUGAAGCCGCGGCCCCGCGUCACGCCGGCGCCCGCCUCCUGCUCGCAGGAGCUCCCGAGCGCCGAGGACGACAGCGCGGCGGCCCGCGACCCUCUGGGCGUGCUCCGCGGCGACAGGGUGAACGCACGCGCCGCGGGCGCCGGCCCCCGAAGGUGCCGCCCCUUCCCCAGGUACAUUUAGGGAGCCCGAAAGGAACCUCCUUCACCAGUCUGUCUUCCAGCAAACCAAACCGUCGUCACGGGGCGGCCGCCUUCACACGCCAGGAAGGGAGAGUGGGGUGGCCGUGGCAGUAGCCGCUCCUCUCUGCUCCCCUCCCCAGGACGCCCCCUGAGCGUCAACCUGCGGGGCCAGAGUAGCUGGGUUUCACCGCCUUCCUCACCCGCAUAUACCGCUGUCCUGAAUAAGAAACCCAGCGUGUAAACUACCAAUUUCCCCUUCAGUAAGGGGGAAAGAAGGGAUCCUCCCUCCCGCCCCCCGCCAGAUUUCUCUUCUCUGUGCCUGUCUUCUUAGUCAGCUUAGCAUUAAGCAAAAGCAGUGGGUUGGGGACUCACUGCUUGGAAUGGGAAGCGGCAGUCCCAGAAGCCUCUCCACUGCCCCCUGCAUCGUCGCGUGCUGGGAUCCUGGGGGCAGGUGCGUUUGCAACCUUGACAUUAACAGCUGAACUGGGCCGAGCAGAUGAGGACGCCUUUGUUCUUCCUGGAUUAUCUCUGGGGAAGAGCUGUCAAAAAAGACUGGUGGUCGCUGGUCAAAACUUGACCCCUAGACUGCUGGGUGAACUAGGGCAGAAUUGGGCUGGAACACUCACCUCCCCACCAGGGACACCCUUUGCCUGCCUCUCUCCCUCUGUGCAGUGGAGCCAGAGGGCUGAGAUGGACCUGCUCUGUGCCCAAGUGGCUCAUGAUAUGGCCUUGCCUCUUGUCUCCAUCCUUGGUUUUAGUGAAUUUGGCCUGAGGAAUGGAGUUUGUAUCAGCUCAUGAAAAUCUACCCUGCUUUUCAAAAUAUAGAUAAAUUCAGACUCUCCUAAGAGGCAUUUAAUUAAGCCUCUACUUCCAGGUUGAGUAGUUAUCCAUUCCAGAAAAUUACAAAAAUGUGACUGGGGAGAGGGGCCUUGAGACACUGGGACUGCUCUGGGUUAGAUUUUCUGUGGACUGAAAAAUUGUGUCCUUUUCCCUAAGUGAAAUGGCAUCAAGGACUCAGGGGAAAAGGAAGUCCACUAACCAGGGUACAAGCUGUAGGAGUUAUGAAAGGAACACUGUCAGGCUCUUGACCAUGGUCUCAUUAGUGCUCUGUAGCAGUGGCUAUGGGAUUAGUUUAAACACUUCUAGGCUGACACAUCUAUGUGAAUUUCCACUUGGACAUUCUUGGGGCAUUAAAUGAAGACAGUCACAGAAGCCCCAGUGCCACCCUGCGGGAAACAAAGCCUCACUUAGCAAACAGCUGAGAAGGCCAGGCAGGUGGGACUGAUGUGAGCCCUCAUCCUAGCUGUACCCCAUUACUGCGAUUCUUCCCACAAGGGCCCCUCUUUUCCUACUUCUAUUUGAAUGACCACCUGAAGAGCAGAAUCUUAACCAGCAAAGUAGAUUUAAACAACAGCUUCUUCCCAGUCACCUUUUUCUUAAAUGCCAUCAUGUACCAAACCACCUUAAAAAUUGAUGCAUUCUUUUUAGUUAUCAGAGAAACAUUGAACAAGGUUUUAAGCUGAACUUGAAGGGCCAGUUUAUAUUCCGAAGCACUAAAACUAUGUAUAACAGUUUAUAGCUAUACAUGGCAAAUAUUUUCUUUAAUAGUUUUCAUUUCCUGUCAGGGAUAUUGUCCUAUAUAACAGCUAUUGGAGGCUCCUCAAUACUGUUGACUAGAUGAAAAAUCCCAGAAGGACCUUGUUAGAAAACUGGUUGUAAUCUCAUGGAUAUAACACCACCAUAGGGUUUUUCUUUUUAACAGAGCCAAAGGAGCCCCACAAUUUCUUAUGUCCCUUAGCAUGUGGCAAUAUUUAUUUAUUUAUUUGGAAGAUUUUGCCUAUCAUUCUAUAUUUAUAGAUAUGUAUAAAAAUGUAACCCCACCUUCUUCCUUUCUUUUUAAAAGAAAAAUAAACUUUAUCUCAUCUUCUGUUAGCUGCUUCUUUUUGUAUUGCUACACAAAAACAUGUCAGAAUAUGAGAGCAAAAGGCAUUAUGGGAGGGGAACACUGGGAAAAUAUAGACAAGGCAAAAUUGAAAAAAGAUAUCAAAAUCUUACUAUUCAAAGGUUUCAUUCAUAAGCAGACUCAAUAAUUUUAAUUCAUCUAGACAGAAUUAUUAAAAACAAGGAAAUUUUUAUCAAUAUUGGAUUUCUGAUUACUCUAGCCCUAAAGUGUUUCCUUCAAAGAGAGAAAUUUUUUUAUUUGAAAAAUACACAUUGGCACAACCACAUCCAUAUCUUAGUAAAUAGAUGUUAUGUACUUAACACUUAUAGGGUUCCUGCCCUGUAAGCAUUGAGAGCAGAAUACCAAGACAAUGAAUCUACAUGCCUUCUCCUUCUGAGGCUGGUGUUCCCAGAAUUCCUUCUUUAAUCUCCAUCUGGCUACCAAAACACAGGAAGCAAAGAUGCUUAUUACACAUUCACAUUUCUCUGUAUUCA
Molecule: messenger RNA, 7176 nt
Organism: Microcebus murinus (gray mouse lemur)
Lineage: Eukaryota; Metazoa; Chordata; Mammalia; Primates; Cheirogaleidae
Gene: FGF23
Product: fibroblast growth factor 23
Molecular function (GO): growth factor activity
Source: RefSeq, a predicted model, not a curated record